GCGCAGCGGCGAUGACGCGCGCGCGCGGCGCGCGGGGCCCGGCAUGAGGACUUUGUGGAGAUUGGGAUACUGUGCCAGACUACUGAAAACUAAUCAUUUUAGGACAGCUGCAUCAAAUACAUCAUUUCCAGCAGUUUGGAUGCUAUUGGCACAACAUUCUGGCAGAAUACCUGGGCUCUUUGUAGUAGUUAAAAAAAAUACUUUCUUCACAAUGCCCGAAAACGUGGAGGAUAAAACCAAUCCAGAACUGUAUUUGCCACAUCCUGGAGUGCGUGGGAUGACCCUGCUCGACAGAGAGGCUUUCAAAAGGACAGUGGUGGUUCCAGCUCUUAAAGUCAAGAAAGAAAUUGUGCAUAGUGUGCUGAAGUCCCUAAAACAAUCAGUACUGCAGCGUCCCGGCCUCAAGCGGGUGGUGGAGGAUCCAGAGGAUGAGGACAGUAGAUUUGUUAUCCUGGAUCCUCAUAAAGUACCGGGAUUCUCAUUAGGAGAGUCAGAGCAACAGGUCCUGAAGCAGCUCAAUGUCCAUCCUGAGGUGUCCAGGUACCACCUGGAGCUGACCUAUGAGAAUUUCAAGGUGGAGGAGAUCCUUCGAGCCGUCCUUCCCCAAGGUCAAGAUGUCACCUCUGGAUUCAGCCGUGUUGGCCACAUUGCUCAUUUGAAUCUCAGGGAUCACCAGCUGCCCUACAGACACUUGAUUGGUCAGGUUAUAAUGGACAAGAAUCCAGGAAUCACCUGUGUAGUGAAUAAAACCAGUAUUAUUGACAGCACAUACAGGAAUUUUGAAAUGGAAGUGCUUGCUGGAGAGAACAACCUGGUGACCAAGGUCAAAGAAAAUAACAUUUCCUAUGAACUGGACUUCUCCAAAGUGUACUGGAACCCGCGCCUGUCCACAGAGCACGGCCGUAUAGCGGAGCUGCUGAGGGCGGGCGAUGUCCUCUUCGACGUCUUUGCCGGGAUCGGGCCUUUCGCCAUCCCGGCAGCCAAGAGGAGGUGCCGAGUGUUUGCCAACGACCUCAACCCCGAGUCCUACGCCUGGCUCCUGCACAACUGCAAGCUCAACAAAGUGGACACCAAGGUGAAGGCGUUCAACAUGGACGGCAGGGAUUUCCUGCGGGGGCCGGUGAGGGAGGAGCUCAGCAAAGAGCUCCCGCUCCUGAAGGAAGAACAGAAAACCGCUUUCCACAUUGUGAUGAAUUUGCCAGCUCUAGCUGUGGAGUUUCUGGAUGUUUUCAGGCAUCUCCUGGCCGGGGAGCCCUGCAGCCCUGCUGGCCUUCCCACUGUGCACUGCUACGGGUUCUCCAAAGACAGCAACCCAGCCAGAGACAUUCAGGAGCGAGCGGAAGCUACGCUGGGAACCUCCUUGGCUGGACGCUGUUCCACUGUCCUAGUCAGGAACGUGGCGCCCAACAAGGAGAUGCUGUGCCUCAGCUUCCAGAUCCCGGCAGAUGUGCUCUACAAGAGGCCCUGCCCCGAUGAGGCAAAACCAGCCUCAAAACGUCUGUGUACCAGCCAAGAUUCUUCAGAAGAGAAGGUGCUGAGUUGAAGACCAGAGCUAUGGUGACUACCUUACUUUGUGUAAAGGGUAUUUGGGGUGUCUCUGUUUUACCUCUUGAGUUAUAAGGAGAAGACCUGUGUUCCCAUCAAGUUGCAGCUUUCCUUUGGGAGCCUUGCUUCCUGCAGUCAUCUUCUCAUUGUGGGAUCGAUUAAAAUUGUUGUUACUACAAAAAAAUUAAAGCUUUAUUCUUUUAUAAUAAAUGUGUUUUGGUACUUCUCUGCUCUCUAUUGUUUCAUGCCCUGUGCUAACUCAGUGGCAGGGCCUGGGGUGGUUUUCUGCUGUAGCAUUUUGAUAAUGUGCAAGUUGUGGGGAGAACAGAUUUUUAUGUCUUGUCGGGUCUGGAAAGGUGACUUAUAUAACCCCUGCCCUGGAGUCUCCCUGAAAACUGUUUUGGUUUCAGAAUAUUGGAUUAUGGUUAGCAGAUGCACAAACAACUCUUGUGUAAGCAAGGUAACCUUUCAAAAGCUUAACCUGAGAUUACCAAAAAGGGCCAAACAGCCCAAUAUCCUGAGGUUUUCAGUAAAAAAUGCUUUUUAACACCAAGAUUUAGUUAGGGAUUAGCUGACUUCUAACUUUGUGUUUGCCCAUGGUUAGAGCCAGAAAGACUUUAAUGGUUUUUGCACAUUUGCAGAUGAAGUUCAUGCUUGCUUUGCAGUUCCAGGCUGAAACCAGCACCUGAAAAACAGUUCUGUCCUCCAGAAACCGUGUCCUCCCUUGGCUUUUGUGCCUCUGCCCUCUCCCAGCUCUCCCCACCUCUGCCUGCUCCCCUGCUGCAGUCCCUGGAUGAUCUUUCUGGCUGGCUGCUUGUAUUCUGCGGGGAUUUGAAAAGCCUCUGCCUUUGAUUUCCUUUUCUUACUCUUCCAAACUAUUGUUGGGCAAUGUCAACCACAAAUAGUUUAUUUGGCCAGAGAACCCGGCUCGCCCUCUCAGUUUCAGAUAUUUUCCCUCAGCCCAAGCUCCGAGCUCACGCCCAGCAACCAGAUGUCUGUCACCCUCGUGGCCCUGCUGCUGUGGCUCCAGCCCUGAGCCUGCAGCCCGCUGCAUUUUUGGUUCUCACCCAAACACCACCAAGGGCCACGGAUUUGUUUUGCUCGUGGCUCUGUGCGACGGCCUUUCCUUCCCUUGGCUCCGGUGUUUGCAGCGAGCCCUGGCAGCCUGGUUCCUGCAGGAUCACGUUUAUCCAUCCCCAGGGAGCCCAUCCUGACUCAGCCGGGAAUGCUGAUCGCUCCCUGGUCUGCGCUGAGCCCGGCUCUCCUGCUCGGGCCUUUAACACGCCCUGCAGCUCCAGCCUGGCACUGCUCUCCUCCCAGGCACUGCUGUGCUGCGAUUCUGCCCCGGCCUUGCUGCUGCUCCGCUGCCUCUCCCAUUUCCUGGCCCCUCUGCUGCUCUCCAGCUGCUGCCCUCUGCCUUUCCAUGAACAUCUCCCGUUCUCUGGAGCCCCCCACAAACACUGCUGGAGCAGUAAGGCUCUCCACCAGGCUGGAAUGGUGCAGCCACCCUGGGAUCACUGCCUGACACAGACUGCGGGUCCCUGCACAUCUAGGGCUUGGCACCACUGCGCCAACAGAAACCAGGCUUAGAUCACCAUUGCUGGCUCAAGCCUGUAAAAUACUUAACUCAUUUUCGCUAAGUGUCCCAGGGCAGGGAAGGAUUUGAACUGGUAAGUUUUUUUCCCUUAAGGACUGGAUGCCAGCGUUAUUCCAGCAGCAUAACUUCAGUUUCGGUGCCAGUCUGGCAGAUAUAUCACUAUCCUCACAACCAGGGGUUUUCCAGCUUUCUGUGCAGUUGCCAGUUCUGUGUACAAGAAAGGACAUAAUAAAUAAUAGCCAAGCUACACACAAGUUAAUCAGUAUUGAAAUUAUAAAUAUUAAUAUGCAUAUGCAGUUCUGCAUUCAUUAGGGCAUGACCUGGGGCUUUCCAGAGUUGAAUAUAAAGAGAUGAGGAGAGGAGAGGAGAGGAGAGGAGAGGAGAGGAGAGGAGAGGAGAGGAGAGGAGAGGAGAGGAGAGGAGAGGAGAGGAGAGGAGAGGAGAGGAGAGAGUCUGAUCUCUUCACCUCUGCCUUCUGUAACACUCCUUGUCAGCAGCUGUUCUGGGCACAACCAAAGGGAUUUCAAAGGGCAAUGGAAAUUUUGCCAUCUGCCCACAUUGUCUUUAAUAAGAAAACACAAAGUCUGGAAUAGAUCUUAUUCUUCUCUUUAUUACAGCAUAGAAAAAAUACAUCCAUCUAGUGCACUCCUCAGAGCAGGAUUCAACAGCUAUGAGCAGGUGGCCUAUAAAACAUGGUCCACGGCUGUCCUGA
Molecule: messenger RNA, 3854 nt
Organism: Hirundo rustica (Barn swallow)
Lineage: Eukaryota; Metazoa; Chordata; Aves; Passeriformes; Hirundinidae
Gene: TRMT5
Product: tRNA methyltransferase 5
Exons: 5
Coding region: 44-1543 (499 amino acids)
Biological process (GO): tRNA N1-guanine methylation; mitochondrial tRNA methylation
Cellular component (GO): mitochondrial matrix; cytoplasm
Source: RefSeq, a predicted model, not a curated record